Aegilops tauschii subsp. strangulata is the source of this 3066-nucleotide messenger RNA. RefSeq names its product probable LRR receptor-like serine/threonine-protein kinase At1g05700. Lineage: Eukaryota; Viridiplantae; Streptophyta; Magnoliopsida; Poales; Poaceae. The record is from RefSeq and is a predicted model, not a curated record. Gene Ontology annotation, biological process: protein phosphorylation. Gene Ontology annotation, molecular function: protein binding; ATP binding; protein kinase activity.
AAUGCGCCAGUAGAACAAUGGCGCCCCGGUGGUGGCUGCUGAUUCUCUGCCUCGCCGGCAACAUACUCCAUGGUCGCGCACAGCUUGACAGCAGAGGUUUCAUCAACAUAGACUGUGGGCUACAGGGAGAGGAGAGCUACGUCGACGACGAGACAAAGCUGGUGUACGUCUCAGACGCUGGCUUCACCGACACCGGCACGCCUUACAACCUCUCGGCUGAGAACUUCCUGCCAUGGCGGUCCAGGAACGUCCGCAGCCUGCGGAGUUUCCCUGAUGGCGUUCGCAACUGCUACACGUUAGGAUCCCUGGUGUCGGGCCUCAAGUACCUCUUCCGUGCCACGUUUCUCUAUGGCAACUACGACGGCCUUAACAAGCGACCAGCGUCGUUCGACCUCUACAUCGGCGUCAACUUCUGGACGGCGGUGAACAUUUCGUGGUGGGGGUUGGACCAGGACAACAGGGUGACGGUGGAGGCGAUCGUAGUCGUGCCGCACGACUUGGUGCAGGUGUGCCUGGUGAACACCGGCGGCGGGACGCCCUUCAUCUCCGGGCUGGAGCUGAGGCCGCUGAAGAUGUCGCUCUACCCACAGGCAACAGCAGAGCUGGGGCUGUUCCUGCUGCGCAGGCGGAACUUCGCCGCGAUAAACGGAACUAUCAUCAGGUUCCCCGAUGAUCCAUACGACAGGCUAUGGUACCCUAGGUCCGACGCCACGAUGUGGGCGGAGAUGACGACGACCGAGAGGGUGGACGACGUCGAUGGGGACGAGUUUGAGGCGCCCAUGGCGGUGCUGCAGACGGCGAUCAAGCCGCUGAACGCCUCCGGUAGCAUCAGGUUCGGCUGGGAGGUGGCGCCCGAGCUCAACAAUGUGUCGCCGGGGCCGGGGUACCUCGCCGUCUUGCACUUGGUCGAACUGGAGCUCCUCGGCGGGGAUGCCUUGCGCCAGUUCAACAUCAGUGUCAACCACGACGAAAGCUGGGUCCCGGGCUACACGCCGCCAGGCUAUCUCCGCAGAGCCUAUGUCUACAAUAAAUUCACCAACCCGAGCCACAGCAGCUACAUCGUCACCAUCAAGGCCACAGCCAAUUCCACGCUGCGGCCCAUCAUCAGCGCCUACGAGUUGUUCUCCAUCAUCACCACCACCAACAUUGGAACAGAAUCCCAGGAUGCAACCGCCGUCAUGGCGAUCAAGGCCAAGUACGGGGUGCGGAAGAACUGGAUGGGUGACCCAUGCUUUCCCAAGACUAUGGCAUGGGAUGGGUUGAACUGCAGCUAUGCCGCUGCCAACCCUCCAAGGAUCACAAGCAUAAACCUAUCCUUCAGUGGUCUAAAUAGUGAUAUAUCAUCAUCUUUCGCGCAUCUAAAGGCUCUCCAAUACUUGGAUUUGUCAAACAAUAACUUGACAGGUUCAAUUCCAGAUGCCCUUUCACAGUUACCAUCAUUGACAGUCAUAGAUUUGUCUGGCAACCAACUCAGUGGUUCUAUACCCUCUGGACUUCUCAAAAGAAUUCAAGAUGGCUUCCUGGUUCUAAGACAUGGCAACAAUCCAAAUCUUUGCACCGACCGCAAUUCAUGUCAGCUUGCUGCUAAAAGGAAGAGCAAACUGGCCAUCUAUGUUUCCGUCCCUAUACUUGUCAUCGUGCUGAUAGUAUCAGUGUCCCUACUAGUCUUGUUCUUCCUAAGACGGCGAAACCAGCAGCAAGGAUCAAUGAAAAACAGGAUAGCGGUAAAGCCACAAAAUGAAGAGGCGGUGUCGACGAGCUAUGGCGGCGAUGAUGAUUCUCUGCGACUAGUUGAGAAUCGCCGGUUCACGUACAAGGAACUCGAGAGGAUAACCAAUGGCUUUGACCGGGUGCUUGGCGAAGGAGGGUUCGGCCGUGUCUAUGAUGGCUUCCUGGAAGAUGGUACUCAAGUGGCGGUGAAGUUGCGGUCUCAUUCCUCCAAUCAAGGUGUCAAGGAGUUCCUCGCAGAGGCCCAGAUUUUAACCCGGAUUCAUCACAAGAAUCUUGUCUCGAUGAUUGGUUACUGCAAGGAUCGGGAGUAUAUGGCACUUGUGUACGAGUACAUGGCACAAGGGACCCUGCGAGAGCACAUUGCAGCAAGUGGACGCAAUGGAGGAUGUUUACCGUGGAGGCAGAGACUCAAAAACGCACUUGAAUCUGCACAAGGGUUGGAGUAUCUGCAUACGGGUUGCAACCCGCCUCUCAUCCACAGGGAUGUCAAGGCCACCAACAUUCUGCUGAAUGCCAGGCUAGAGGCCAAGAUCGCCGAUUUUGGCUUGACGAAAGCCUUUGACUACCACAACAACACCCAUCUUUUCACGAACACGCUCGCUUUUACCCCCGGGUACGUUGAUCCGGAGUACCAGGCCACGAUGCAGCCAACGACCAAGAGUGACGUGUAUAGCUUGGGAGUGGUGCUGCUGGAGCUGGUCACCGGGAAACCAGCCCUUCUUUCGGACCCAGAGCCCACAAGCAUCGUCCAAUGGGCAAGGCAGCGGCUGGCGCGCGGCAACAUGGAGGGCGUGGUGGACGCGCGAAUGCAGGGUGGUUAUGAUAUCAAUGGCGUGUGGAAGGUGGCGGAGAUUGCACUCAAAUGCACCGCACAGGGGUCGGCACAGCGGCCCACCAUGGCUGACGUGGUGGCGCAGCUACAGGAGUGUGUGGAGCUCGAGGAGGGCCGCGCUCCUAGCUUCCACACCGGUGGCAGCAGUGGCGAUGAUAAUUACAAUGCUUACACUAGUGCGCAGUCCACCGACGUGAGCAAUAACACUGCAUUUGAAACGGAGCUGAGGAUACCAACAUUGGCCGCCGAUCCAGGCCCGACAGCACGUUGACUACCUCUUUGUAUAAUUGUUGUUUUCUUGAAGUCUUUGUGAGAUUCUUAAUCAUGUAGUUAUUUCUCUCUCGUUUCCAUAUUAUAGUGCAUAUGAGAUAUUUUUCAAACUCUUAACUUUGUAAACUUUGAUCAAGUUUACAUGAAUAUAUGGACAUGUAGAAUAUCGAAUAUAUACCAUAUAGAAGGAGUGUAAUUUAUGAUGAAUCGAAUGAUACUGAUUUGUCAUCACU